AUGGCCAUACAAAACGAACCCCUCCCUCUCACAGACCGCGACAUCCAAUUCCAAAAAUACUUCACGGCCCUCGCCCCAAACUACCACCACCUGACAAGCAACACAACCUACUUCAUCGCCCAAAAAGCCCUCUCCCUCGCCCCACCACCCACAGACUCCACCGCUCUAAUCCACGACAAUGCCAGCGGCCCCGGAACCGCCUCGCUGGCCCUAAUAUCCCACUACGAAUCCACCGACACGCCCAUUCCACAUAUCACAGCAACAGACUACACCCCCGCCAUGAUCUCCGCCCUCCCCUCCCUCGCAAACGUCCACGCAACCGUCGCAGACUCCCAAUCCCUGCCCCACCCAAACAACCACUUCGCCUACAGCAUCACCAACAUCUCCCUCGGAAACUUCAACUCCGCGGCGCUCGCCCUGCGCGAAAUCUAUCGAACCCUUCAAUCCAACGGCACGGCGGUAGUCACGCACUGGAAAACCUUCGCGCUCGGGACAAUCUUGCACAAAUGUCUCGAACGCUUCCACGGCGAACCACAGCCGGAGCCGCCCGUGGCGGGAAAGGCGCUGAUGGAGACGGAGGGCGGGAUUAAGGAGAUGUUGGUUGAGGCUGGGUGGGAGAGGGGGAGGGUGGAGACGUUUGAGGUGGAAGUUGUUAGUCAGGAGGUGGAGGGGGCGGUGGAGUUUUUGACGGGGCCGUUUUUGGGGGUUGUGAGGGGGAUUUUGGAGGGUGGGGAGGAGGGGAGGGAGAGGUGGAGGGCGAUUGUGAGGGCGGUUGUGGAGGGGGAGGGGCAGAUUAGGUGUGAGGGGUGGGUUGUUGUUGGGAGGAAGUAG
Zasmidium cellare ATCC 36951 is the source of this 831-nucleotide messenger RNA. RefSeq lists its product as uncharacterized. Bases 1 to 831 code for a protein of 276 amino acids. The transcript has a single exon. NCBI's taxonomy places the organism in Eukaryota, Fungi, Ascomycota, Dothideomycetes, Mycosphaerellales, Mycosphaerellaceae. The record is from RefSeq and is a predicted model, not a curated record.